UCCGCGGCUUGCAUUAUUAACCUCAAAGAAACAAAAUAUCUGUACAUACCUGUAUCUUUUCGUGGUGUAGGAUUGUUUGGUCUUGGAAAGUGGACAUUAAUGAGGAUAACGAGAUAAGAAAGGGACCUGUGAGCCAUCUGUGUAAAGAAGAAGCGGAAUAUUGUAUAGAUCUUCACACCUUGGUGACGUGAAGAGUUUGAAGGAGACCGGAAGGGCUAAGAAUGCGACAGGGAGACGGGUGAUGUCCAAGAGAUCCGUGGACCACUAUGUGGCGGGGGCCAUGGGAGGAACCGCCGGUUACUUUGUGGGAUACCCCCUGGACACCAUAAAGGUACAGCUACAAACACAGGGCGUGGGAAAGCGUGGGUUGUUGGCGGCCCUCUCUAAUACUUGGAGCCAAGGGGUGAUUGGAGGAUUUUACCGGGGACUGUCAUGGCCACUCUUAUCCACUGGUUUUACCACGUCAGUAUUUUAUGGUGUUUAUGGCAAUACGCUGACAUUUCUGGAACCGGACAAGGCAAAACAGAAGUCAGCUCAUGGAAAAAUAGUUCUAGCCGGAAGUGUGGCCGGGACGGUCCAGGCACUUCCGGUCAUUCCAAUUGAUUAUAUUAAAGUGGUUCUACAGGCACAAAUUCCCACGCUUGGAGACAAGUCUACAGCUAAGAUCAAAGGUGCGAGUACAGCCGACAUCCUCUACUUCCGUGGCCCAACAGACUGCGCACGCACCAUUUUAAGGACCAAGGGAAUAACAGGACUGUUUAAAGGAACCACAGCAACGCUCCCUAGAGAAGUUAUUUUCUUUGGGUUUUACGGCUUAAUAUAUGAAUGCCUCAGUGACUUCAUCAAACAGAAGAAAUUUACAGAUUCACGUGGAUUUUUUGCGGAUUUUAUCGGUGGUGGAUUUGCCGGAAGUAUAUCUUGGAUUUUUGUGAUACCGUUUGACGUCAUAAAAAGUCGUUACCAGGCUGACUUUCAGGGCAGGUACAAGAGUCCCGUUGACUGUGCUAUACAAAGCUACCGAACAGAAGGUUUAGGCGUCUUCUAUAGAGGUUGUAUUGUCACGUGCGUACGAGCAUUUCCGGUAUGCGCAGUUUCCUUUAUGGUGUACGCCCAGGUGACUCAGUGGCUGAGAAGCAUCGAAUGAUUAUUGAUAAAUAAAGUGAUGUAACUUAUCACCCCAGAUA
Mizuhopecten yessoensis (Yesso scallop) is the source of this 1184-nucleotide messenger RNA. RefSeq names its product solute carrier family 25 member 45-like. Gene Ontology annotation, biological process: transmembrane transport. The record is from RefSeq and is a predicted model, not a curated record. The transcript is spliced from 5 exons. Gene Ontology annotation, molecular function: transmembrane transporter activity. NCBI's taxonomy places the organism in Eukaryota, Metazoa, Mollusca, Bivalvia, Pectinida, Pectinidae. Gene Ontology annotation, cellular component: mitochondrion. Bases 242 to 1144 code for a protein of 300 amino acids.